AUGGAUCACCCAAAAAACAACAAAGAUAAGCGGGGACGUGGCCAAGGCCAAAGUCGCGAUGUUCAAGUCUCCAAAGCAUUAAGCUUGCUUCUGCGACAUGCCGCUGAGAAGGAAGGGCUGAAGAUGAAUGCGCAGGGUUAUGCGAGCGUGUCGGACGUGUUAAAUUGGAGGAAACUCAAAUCGCUAAAAGUCACCUUCCCCGAGAUCCUACACGCCGUCGACUCGUCCGAUAAAAAGCGCUUCGCCCUCCUCCACAUUCCAUCCGCACAACCCACCAAAUCCACAACCCAAGCAACAACAACACCAGCAACAUCCCCGGAUGCAGAGCUCGAAGUCGGCUCUAUCGUGGGCGAAGAGCAGCCCGAGACAUCCGUCCUGGAAUCCGCACCCGCCACAAGCGAAGCCCAACAAUCAGCCACCGACCAAGCAUUAUCCGUGAAAGAUACCGACCCGUCGAACUUUUUAAUUCGCGCGACCCAAGGUCACAGCAUCAAGACCGUAGACGCUGCCUCAUUUCUUGAGCCGCUUUCUUUGUCCGACGAAUCGAAACUACCCGAUACCGUCGUCCACGGCACGUUCCACGCGACCUGGCCUGCGAUUCUACAAUCCGGUGGACUACGCUGUAUGGGUCGGAAUCAUGUUCACUUCGCUACUGGCCCGUCAUUAGAGUCCGUGCUUGCUGUCCACGCUGUUGAUACCGCGCAAAGUAAAUCGAAGCCCGACGACUCCCGGGUCAUCUCGGGCAUGCGGCGGGAUGCGCAGGUUUUGAUUUAUAUCGAUGUGCGCAAAGCACUGAAGGCAGGAGUACCGUUCUGGCGCAGUGAGAACGGGGUCAUUCUUAGUGAGGGCAUACCUGUCACGAAGGGUGGGGCUGGAAAGGGCGAGGCGCAGAAGUUCGUCACGUUGGACUUUUUCGAUGUGGUAGUGGAGCGCAAGGUUGGACUGGGUAAGAUCUGGGAGCAUGGGGAGGUUCUGCAGGAACUCCCGGAGACUCUCACGAAAAAAGGAAAUCCCAAAGGCCGGCGAUGA
Messenger RNA from Penicillium mononematosum, 1029 nucleotides. RefSeq names its product tRNA 2'-phosphotransferase. Lineage: Eukaryota; Fungi; Ascomycota; Eurotiomycetes; Eurotiales; Aspergillaceae. Gene Ontology annotation, molecular function: tRNA 2'-phosphotransferase activity. The transcript has 2 exons. The record is from RefSeq and is a predicted model, not a curated record. Gene Ontology annotation, biological process: tRNA splicing, via endonucleolytic cleavage and ligation. The coding region runs from base 1 to 1029 and encodes 342 amino acids.